AUGGUCCCUACCGCUCUGAGGGCUGCACCGGCGGCGCGCCGCCGCGCGGCCGACGCCGACGCGGCGCUCGGCCUCGUGCUCGACGCCAUCCAGGGGGCCGAGGACGCGGUCGUCGGCGUCGCCUCGGGGCCGGCGCGGUCGCCGCUCCCGUCGUGCUCGUGGUGGACGCCCGCGGUCGCCGCCGCUUGGAGGCGCGUCGACGACGGCCGGCGCGCGCGGCGGUCGGCGCCCGGCGCCGCCGCCGCAGACGCGGCGGACGCGGCGCUCGCCGCGGCGGCGGCGCAGUACGCCGAGGUCAAGGCCGCCGCCAUCGCCGAGGCCGCGUACGAGCUCCUGCUCGGCCAGGACCCGGGCUCGCACGAGGCGAGGCGGCUCCACGGCAUUAUCCAGACCGAGAUCCUGGGCCGCGCGGCGCGCGGGGCGACCCACGAGUGGGACGCCGUCCGCGCCGCCGACGGGUCCGUCGUGCGGGACGCCGCGGGCGUCGCGGCGCGGCUCUCGGAGUGGACGGCCGAGCUGCACGCGGAGCGCCGCAACGACCCGCGCUACUCCGAGUCCGAGUACGCGCGGCUCGAGCGCGAGCACGCGGAUUGGGAGCGGUUCGAGCGGGACCGCGAGUGCGGCGCGUCGCUUCGCUAUUCGGCGCUUCGUGCCCGGUGGGAGAGCUUCGAGCGCGGCGCCGACGCCGGCGUCGUCUUUGGGCCCGCGGAGUGGAGCGCCUACCUGGCGUCCUGCGUGCGCUGGUCCGAGGUCGCGGCGGCGAUCGCGGCGUCGUCGUCGGCGACGUCGCCGUCGCCCGCGGACGGCAUUUGCCCGCCCGCGCUCAAGUGCGGCGGCAUGCCUCUCGAGCUCGCGCUCGCCGCGGUCUUCGACGUGGCCAUGCGGACGGGCGCGGUCCCCGCGUCCUGGCGCACGGGCUACGUGCGCUGGCUCUUCAAGAAGGGCGACGAGCUCGACCCCUCGUGCUUCCGCGGCAUCGUCCUGACGUCCCUGGUCGGCAAGGUCUUCGAGCGCGUGCUCCUCGCGCGCCUCCGGCGGUGGGCGCUCGCCGUCGGCGCGGUGCCGGACCUGCAGGCGGUCCCGUGCGGCUCCGUCGUCGAGCACCUCGCGACGCUGAACGAG
Messenger RNA from Aureococcus anophagefferens, 1122 nucleotides. RefSeq lists its product as hypothetical. The transcript has 2 exons. The annotation marks the transcript as partial. The record is from RefSeq and is a predicted model, not a curated record. NCBI's taxonomy places the organism in Eukaryota, Pelagophyceae, Pelagomonadales, Pelagomonadaceae.